Pan troglodytes (chimpanzee) is the source of this 2381-nucleotide messenger RNA. RefSeq names its product tRNA methyltransferase 6 non-catalytic subunit (gene TRMT6). Gene Ontology annotation, cellular component: tRNA (m1A) methyltransferase complex; nucleus. The record is from RefSeq and is a predicted model, not a curated record. Gene Ontology annotation, biological process: tRNA methylation. The transcript is spliced from 11 exons. NCBI's taxonomy places the organism in Eukaryota, Metazoa, Chordata, Mammalia, Primates, Hominidae. Bases 193 to 1686 code for a protein of 497 amino acids.
AGACGGAAGCCGAGAGGCUUCCGGAAGCGGUCUUGAGGUCUGGGCCGGAAAGCGGAAGCGGCGUGCAACACGUGGGGGCGGUGCCGGUCGGAGGGCUCCUAGUGCGCCAGGUUGUGGGAAGUGAGGCUGGCGGUGGCGACAGCCGAGGAGGAGGGGCGGGACGCCGUGGAGCACGGCGACCGGCUGAGCGUCAUGGAGGGCUCAGGGGAGCAGCCGGGCCCACAACCACAGCAUCCCGGAGACCACCGCAUCCGCGACGGCGACUUCGUGGUGCUGAAACGUGAAGAUGUGUUUAAAGCAGUACAAGUCCAGCGGAGAAAAAAAGUAACUUUCGAAAAACAGUGGUUCUACCUGGAUAACGUCAUUGGCCAUAGUUACGGAACUGCAUUUGAAGUGACCAGUGGAGGAAGUCUACAGCCCAAGAAGAAGAGGGAAGAGCCUACUGCAGAGACUAAAGAAGCGGGCACUGAUAAUCGAAAUAUAGUUGAUGAUGGGAAAUCUCAGAAACUUACUCAAGAUGACAUAAAAGCUUUGAAGGACAAGGGCAUUAAAGGAGAGGAAAUAGUUCAGCAGUUAAUUGAAAAUAGUACAACAUUCCGAGACAAGACAGAAUUUGCCCAAGAUAAAUAUAUUAAAAAGAAGAAAAAAAAAUAUGAAGCCAUCAUUACUGUUGUGAAGCCAUCCACCCGUAUUCUUUCAAUUAUGUAUUAUGCAAGAGAACCUGGAAAAAUUAACCACAUGAGAUACGAUACACUAGCCCAGAUGUUGACGUUGGGAAAUAUCCGUGCUGGCAACAAAAUGAUUGUGAUGGAAACGUGUGCAGGCUUGGUGCUGGGUGCAGUGAUGGAACGAAUGGGAGGUUUUGGCUCCAUUAUUCAGCUAUACCCUGGAGGAGGACCUGUUCGGGCAGCAACAGCAUGUUUUGGAUUUCCCAAAUCUUUUCUCAGUGGUCUUUAUGAAUUCCCCCUCAACAAAGUGGACAGUCUUCUACAUGGAACAUUUUCUGCCGAGAUGUUAUCUUCAGAGCCAAAAGACAGUGCUUUGGUUGAAGAAAGUAAUGGCACACUGGAGGAAAAACAGGCUUCUGAACAAGAGAAUGAAGACAGCAUGGCAGAGGCCCCAGAGAGCAACCACCCAGAAGACCAGGAAACAAUGGAAACAAUUUCUCAAGAUCCAGAACAUAAGGGGCCUAAAGAGAGAGGAAGCAAAAAAGAUUAUAUUCAGGAAAAACAGAGGAGACAAGAAGAGCAGAGGAAAAGACAUUUAGAGGCUGCCGCUCUGCUGAGUGAAAGAAACGCAGAUGGUUUAAUUGUAGCUAGUCGUUUCCACCCCACUCCCCUGCUGCUGUCUUUGCUGGACUUUGUGGCCCCUUCAAGGCCGUUUGUGGUCUACUGUCAGUACAAAGAGCCUCUGUUGGAAUGCUACACAAAACUGCGGGAGAGGGGAGGGGUCAUCAACCUCAGGCUGUCUGAAACCUGGCUCAGAAAUUAUCAGGUUUUGCCAGAUCGAAGUCAUCCUAAACUGCUGAUGAGUGGUGGUGGGGGUUAUCUUCUCUCCGGCUUCACCGUUGCCAUGGACAACCUUAAAGCAGACACCAGCCUCAAAUCUAAUGCAAGCACUUUAGAAUCACACGAGACUGAGGAGCCUGCAGCUAAAAAACGAAAAUGCCCAGAGUCUGACUCUUAACCCUUUUGAGAAUUGCUCUGAAUUUUGUUCUCAGGCAUUAUACAGUUAGUAAUUAAACUUUAAAUGCCAUUACUACUUGUUUUUUCAUAUCCCAAGAAUAAGAACAUGUCUAUGUACCCGUUUCUAGAAAGGAGGAGUAUAUGCCUUUUGUCUAUUUCUGACACAGAUGCAUUUGGUCUGUCAAAACUGCAACCAUGGGGUAUGUAGUAUGACCAACUGCAUUUAACAAAACUCCUCUAAGUACUUCUAAAUAUUCUGUGCAAAUAUCUUGAGAACUUCAACAUCCUAAAAAUGUGUUUCUACAAGACUUUAUAUUUUAAGCUAAGUGGAAUAAUACAACAUAACUAAAACAUGGCGGGUACCGAAAGGAGGGCAAUUCAUGGAAGAAAUUUCCUCUGUUCAUUCCGUUCUCUUCAACCUGAGCAGUAUGGAUGUGUGAGUGUGUGAUUUAUUAUGGUACCAAAAAUGUCCACCUUCUUUCCUGCAGUGGAAUAAGCUUUUUUGAAAUGCUAAGGUUUUAUUUUAAUAGUUGACAACCUGGGAAAGUUCUGAGUAUUUAUUUUACUGCUCUUUUUUGUGCAUAGAAAGGUUUAGUAGGGUACUUUUUUGCAUUAAUUUGCCAAUACUCUUAUUCUUUGUUCUAAAUAAAGUGACUAGAAUUUUUGUGUACUAUUCAGUUAAAGGAAACAAAUGUC